Messenger RNA from Prunus persica (peach), 3486 nucleotides. RefSeq names its product formin-binding protein 4. The transcript is spliced from 9 exons. Lineage: Eukaryota; Viridiplantae; Streptophyta; Magnoliopsida; Rosales; Rosaceae. The record is from RefSeq and is a predicted model, not a curated record. Gene Ontology annotation, molecular function: protein binding. The coding region runs from base 731 to 3238 and encodes 835 amino acids.
GAGAUUUGGGUGGCUCUGCUGAACAUGAUGAGCUUGGAGGAGAUAUGAAAUCCAAAGGCCAUGCUGGGUUACCCAAUUCACCAUCUUCUUCAGGUGGGUUCCGUCAGUUUUCUUCAAAAAGGACUUUGUAGAGAGGACAUGUGUGCUCAACAUUAUGUUGUUCGGUGGAAUUAUGGAUACUAUAUGUGCAAGACAUGUUAUGUUGUUUGCCCCCCAAGAUUUUGUUUUCAGACUGUAGGGUGGCUGUUGUCUUGUUGAGAACAUUCACUGUCAGAUCAGGUCGGGCCCUGCCACAGUGAAAUUAUGAAUCACCCCUAUUCGUUAUUCCCUUUUUGGCACCAACAAAGCAUUUUGGAGAUUUCAGCCGGGAAAAUUUUCUAUCGGUUCGUAUGUCCUGUCUUUAUUUUGCUUUGUACUUGCUGACAAUUUUCUUCCUUGUGUAACAGGUGGCUGCAAUGAAGAGAUCCUAAUCUUCUCAUUUCAAAUUUUAACUUAGACAGCCUUUUGUCUCCCCCACUCUUAGUUGCUAUUACUUCCCUUCUAAAUAAAGAUUCCAUCCUUUGUUUGUUUAGGUCAGCAACCACAAAAUCCGUUGCUGUUACUUGGGCAAUAUAGUGAUGAUGAGUUGGAUGAUGACUCAAAUCAAGUACUUAGCAAUGCUGCUGUAGGAAAUUCCUCACCUGAGAAUAAUGAUGAGGUUAAGAGUUCGCUUGGUGAAUCUUAUCAGCAUAUGGAUACCAAUGCUGAUGAAGACCUUGCUUCUCAGAAGGUUAAGCAACAGGGAGGGGAUACAAACUCUGCCCCGAAUGAUUGUGACCAGAGCAUGGAGGACAGUGAUAAAAGAGAAAAUGAUGAUGUGGCCUCAAGUGAUUUACGCACAGAAUUGUAUUUGACAGAACAAGCCUCUGUUCCUGAAACUUCUAGUUUACAAGUCAUUGGAGAUGUCAGUUCAGGCUGGAAGAUUGUGAUGCAUGAAGAGAGUAAUAGCUAUUAUUACUGGAAUACUGAAACAGGGGAAACUUCAUGGGAAGUACCUGAUGUUUUGACCCAGGAAACCAAGUUAACGAGUGACCAGAAAACACCUACUGUUGCAGGAAAGUUGGAGAACGUUCCUGUUGGUACAGAAGAGUCUAACUUAACUUCUGAUGUGAAAUUAGAUGGUUUUUCUAAUUCUGACACAAAUGAAGGGGCUGCCAAUAUGGUUCCUCAUGGAACAGAAUCGUAUGGACAUGGGUGUGGGUGUGGGUCCCAAAUGGAUCAGUGGAAUCUAGCAUGCAAUAAUCAAGCUACUCAUGAUACAAUGGCUAAUGAAGAUUUUGAAUCAGGGAUUGAUCUCUCUUCUCGUCUUGUCAAACAUUGUGAGGCUUUGUUAGAAAGAUUGAAGUCAUUACAAGGGUCCAAGGAACAAUUGCAAGAUCUCAACUGGAUCUCAAAGUAUACUUUGGAAGUUGAGAUAAGACUCUUUGAUUUUCAGUCCCUUUUAUCUUAUGGGUCAUCCUUGCUUCCAUUUUGGAUGCAUUCUGAAAGACAGCUUAAAAGGGUUGAGAUUGCUAUAAAUGAUGAAAUGUCCAAAAUUUCUAAAUCUGUACAAACGGAUGAAGUUCAGGCAGCUCAUGCAUCUUUCUUCCAGGGAGAAACAAAUUUUCAGGAAAGCGUGGGAUGUAAAACUGAAGCAGAUCAAGUUGAAGCUUUGGAUGAUUUUCAUGCUACCCCUAGUGUUGAUACAUUAGCAAUAGUCUCUAAAGAAAGUUCAGGUGUAAAUGCCGAGCAUGUUUCUGAAUUUGGCUCGCCUACUAGGCAUAUGGAGAGCGGUGUAAGUGAACAAGUCAAUGGGGUGGCAGUUCCCAUUGAGUCAACUACCAAGAAUGAUUUUUGUGCUGGGGAAGAGGUUGACAUGGAUGUGGACAUGGAAGUUGAAGAUUCAAAUUCUGCAGGAAAUACAGCUAUUGCAUAUGCAUUGAAUGCCACGGUGUUUGCUCCGUCAGAGCAGCCAAUUAAUCCUAGCCCACCUUCAGUAUACACAUCUUCAGGGCCAGAGGAUACAUUCACUAUACCACCUCCCCCAGAUGAGGAAUGGAUUCCUCCACCACCACCUGAUAAUGAACAGGUUCCUCCACCCCCACCUGAUGAGCCCCCACCUCAGCCCCCGCAUCCUCCUUUGUCAUCUUAUCCUGAGACAGGGCAAGCUCCUUAUCCAGAGCAAUACAAUUUUUCCUAUCCAAGUUCCAGUUUUGAAUAUUAUGGACAUACAGUUACUGAAGGGCCUAGUAGUACUUUUUAUGGACAUCCUGAAGGAUGCCAAGUUUCUAUGCCCCAUGCACCACUUUACUAUGCUGCAGUUCCUGGCACCUAUACUGAAACUUCUCAGGCUGCAGCUAACCCUGUUGAGUCUGUCACAUAUUAUGGGCUUCAAGAUGGAACACGACUCUCUGUUCCUGUAGUCAAUGGUGUAGAGUCUUUACAGUUUCACAGUGAGUCUGCUCCUCUUAGCUAUGAAAACCUUGUAUCCGAUCGUACUGGAUCUAUCAACUCCUUUGCAGGAGCAGGCAGUAGCGGUUCAUUGCCAAAUGUGAAUAUUGAUAGUUCUGCUGUUGAUGGUGAGACUGGUGGGGCAUCUAUGGAUGUUCCAUCUACCACAUCCACAAUCCAAGCACCUGCAACCAUUUCAGUGAAAAGUAAUGUUCCUGUGCCAUCAACUAAUCAUGCCCCUAGUGCUGCAUCUAUUCCUGCCACAUCGGAGGUUACUAAGGCUCAGUCUAAAGUUCCACGUACUAAAAAGCGAACGGUUGCAGUUGCUUCCUCCUUGAGGUCUAAUAAGAAAGUCUCCAGUUUAGUAGACAAGUGGAAAGCAGCAAAAGAGGAGUUGCUUGAAGAUGAGGAGGAACCUCAAAAUACAUAUGAGUUGUUUGAGAGGAAGCGACAAAGGGGAAUAGAGGAAUGGUAUGCACAACAAAUUACCAGCGGAGAGGCCAAAGAUAAUGCCAAUUUUCAGCCUCUUGGUGGCGAUUGGCGUGAGAAGGUGAAGCGAAGAAAAGCUCAAUUAGCCCGCAAAGCUGGACAAACCGCAUCAACACCUGGACCUGAGGCACAUAUGGAUGGGAACCAGAAGCCUGAUCUGGCAGAACUCUCAAGGGGUCUCCCCUCUGGUUGGCAGGCCUACUGGGAUGAAUCCUCAAAGCAGGUUUAUUAUGGAAAUACGGCGACCUCAGAAACUACGUGGACUCAACCAACAAAAUGAAGUCUUCAAAUUUUCAUUUGUAGUUAUUUGGUUGACUUGUGUACUAUCCAGGUUGAAUUAAGAAUGUAAGAGGGCCUGCCAUCUUUACAUAGAGAUCCUCUGCUACAAUAAGAAAUUUUGGGAUAGUUAUUAGUGUCGAUUUUAUCUUGGUCAGAUUGUUUUCGGGGGAAGUUCCCUUGAUGCAUCCUUGUGAGAAUCAUUUAACUCUCCAAAAGAAGGAAAAAAUAAUUUACUUUUUUAAGAGGCCA